Lates calcarifer (barramundi perch) is the source of this 1276-nucleotide messenger RNA. RefSeq names its product golgi SNAP receptor complex member 1 (gene gosr1). Gene Ontology annotation, biological process: endoplasmic reticulum to Golgi vesicle-mediated transport; vesicle fusion. Lineage: Eukaryota; Metazoa; Chordata; Actinopteri; Centropomidae. Gene Ontology annotation, molecular function: SNAP receptor activity. The record is from RefSeq and is a predicted model, not a curated record. Gene Ontology annotation, cellular component: Golgi medial cisterna; cis-Golgi network; Golgi membrane. The coding region runs from base 53 to 799 and encodes 248 amino acids. The transcript is spliced from 9 exons.
CUAAUGACACGUGACACACAGCGGAACUUGGUGACGUCGCAGAACAACAAAGAUGGCAGGAAUAGGAAGCAGCAACUACUGGGAGGAUCUGCGAAAGCAGGCCAGGCAGCUGGAGAAUGAACUUGACCUGAAGUUGGUCUCCUUCAGUAAACUGUGUACCAGCUACAGCAGCUCCAGGGAUGGACAUCGAGGAGACACGUCAGACACCACCCCACUGUUAAACAACUCUACCCAGGACAGGAUGUUUGACACCAUGUCAGUGGAGAUUGAACAGCUGCUGGCCAAAUUGACUGCAGUUAAUGACAAGAUGGCGGAGUACACCAACGCCCCGGGAACGACUUCUCUCAAUGCUGCACUCAUGCACACUCUUCAGAGACACAGAGACAUCCUACAGGAUUACACACAUGAAUUCCACAAAACCAAAGGCAACUUCUUGGCUAUCCGAGAAAGGGAAGACCUGCUGGGGUCCGUCAGGAAAGACAUCGAGACAUAUAAGAGUGGCUCCGGGGUCAACAACAGAAGAACAGAGCUGUUUUUAAAGGAGCACGAGCACCUGAGAAAUUCGGACCGACUGAUGGAUGACACAAUAAGUAUUGCCAUGGCGACCAAGGAGAACAUGACCUCCCAAAGGGGCAUGCUGAAAUCCAUACAGAGCAGGGUCAACACGCUGGCCAACCGUUUCCCCACCAUCAACAAUCUCAUCCAGCGAAUCAACCUGCGGAAGAGACGGGACUCUCUCAUCCUUGGUACAGUGAUUGGCGUCUGCACCAUUCUCCUCCUCCUCUAUGCUUUUCACUGAAACCUAGGCACAGUGACAUCUUUAAAGGAGCAGGAUUGAUCUGCUCUUUGUAGUGUGGGAACCCCAGGAAACUGAGCUCAGUGAUAGGAGGAGCCCGGAGGCCCCUGAGCAGAAGGACAUUCAGUUGGUCCAGUUUCUGGGACAGGAACAAAUUUGGCCAACAUGAACUACUGAACUUGUAUUUAGCAGUGGGACAGAUGGAGGGCUGGUGGUUGGGUGCUCUGCUCUUCUGCCAACAAGGGAAUGGAGACCAAAAGUACAGAUAAGACUAGAUUUUAAAAAAUCAUAUUGAUAACACUCUUGAAGAGAAACUAUGUGGCGAAAGAGUGAAGAGACUGUGUGAUGCAUAAUUCUUUUUCACAGGUGGAAGGAUUUUUAGUUGAAUUAUCCUUUUUAAUUGAUGAAGUGGGAUGGAUAGUUCGUUGUGGGCUGUAAAAUGUGAAUUAAUAAAUUAUUCAUAUCAGUAUGUGCAAAAAA